AGUUUGUAUACUGGCAUAGCCAGAAAGUUAUUUCUGGAAUACAUUUCUCCUACUCAGAGCUUUUUAAAGGAUACUUUUAAAGCUUAUAUAGAUAAAAAAUAUUCUGAAUAUGCAUCAAACCUUACUAGUACAAUUGAAAUCACCUACUCAGUCGAAGAGAAGAAGUUACAAGCAAAAGAAGAAGUUACAAGUGAAGUACAGUUGAAAUCACCAACCCAAUCAAAGAGUAAAAAAAUUGAAAUUUGUACAAUUGAAAUCACCUACCCAGUCGAAGAGAAGAAGUUACAAGCGAAAUACAAUUGA
Dentiscutata erythropus is the source of this 303-nucleotide messenger RNA. The record is from the annotation of a GenBank genome assembly. Lineage: Eukaryota; Fungi; Glomeromycota; Glomeromycetes; Diversisporales; Gigasporaceae.